Closterium sp. NIES-65 is the source of this 6195-nucleotide messenger RNA. NCBI's taxonomy places the organism in Eukaryota, Viridiplantae, Streptophyta, Zygnematophyceae, Desmidiales, Closteriaceae. The record is from the annotation of a GenBank genome assembly.
AUGCAGAAUCUGGUGGUUUCCACCGAAACCCGCUACCGCAUUCCCCUCGCACCACGGCCGUCCGAUUCAGUCUUUCACCCGGAUGCGAGAUCUGAUGGCGUCAGCCAUGCUAGCUUACAGGGCAGCGGGGAUUUCGCAGAAGGGCUCGGUUUGGAGCGGUUGGUUGCGGUGGCAUGGGAUACGGAGGGGUCUGUAGUGUAUGGCGUCACGGACGAGUGCACUAUCUACGGUCUAGAUUUAACCACGAGUCGGCUCCUAUUCGAGUAUCCCUUAGUACUCUCUGGCGAUCUGCCCAUCCCAGACAGAAUCGUAUCCGCGCGCUACCUGCCAUCACAUGCCGCCCUCUUUUUGGCGUUUUCCCGAGGGGAGAUGGGGCUGUUUUGUCCCCCAGCCAAGGCGGGGGAAGGGAUCGGCGGAGCGAUGGGGGGAGCGGAAGGGGGGAUGGACGGGAGCGGAAGGUUUGAGAUAGUGGGGGAGCUGACGGGGGGGCUGGCGGCGGUGGUGUGGGCGCCAGACGAGGAGGAGGUGGCGGUGGUGACUGGGGCGGGGCGAUUGCUCACCAUGACUAGCGACUGGCAGGGCCUCUCAGCCAAUCAACAGCUGCCACCUGGCACGUACGGCCCAGGUGACGUGUCGUUGAGCUGGCGUGGAGAUGGAAAGUUCUUCGUAACUUCCAGCAGAAGAUCGCCAAGAGGAGGAGGAGAGGAGAGAGGCGGAGGAGGAGAGGAGGAGAGAGGAAGUGAGGGAGAAGGUAGGGUAGACGAUAGGAGUGAGGAAGUUGAGAGGAGGUGGGUAGUGCGAGUGUGGGAGAGGGAGAAUUGCUCCCUGCAUUCCGUUGCUGACGUGGCAUGUGGGGACCACCUGACGGGGCCUGCUGCGUGGCAGCCAGCUGGCGCGCUGAUAGCCGCUGCUGCCUGCAAGUUGGAGGAGGGAAAGGGGGAGGAGAGAAAAGAGGAGGAGAGAGGAGGGAAGGAGAGAAGAGGGGAAGAGAGGGCGAGGGGUGGAACGUCGGUUCUGCCUGUUAAAGACGCCUCGUUUCCCGAAGCUGGGUCUGUGCGGCCGGUGGGAGGGGCAGGGCGGGGGAAAGGAGAAGGAGAGAAGGGGGGAGGCGGUGGAGGAGGAGGAGGGGAUGUAAGUCUGAGGGCAUCAGCAUCAGCAUGCGUGCAUGAAAUUGUGUUCUUUGAGAGAAACGGGCUCGAGAGAAACCGCAUGCAGCUGGCAGGGCUGCCCCGCCCACAGCCGGAAUUGAACCCGGGACCUUUCAGUUGUCAUUCUUCCCUAGCUGGCGCUGGUUGCCCCUGCUGUGGCUGCCACGUGGCAGCAAUUGACUGGAGCAGCGACUCCCAGCUGCUGAGCGUGGCAGUGGAGACCCGUGAUUGGCUGGCCGUUCAAGUAUACUACCGAUGCAACUACAAGUGGUAUUUGAAGCACGAGUGCCGCACCAAUAAGGCCCACCCCCACCUAUCCGCACCCGCUCCCUCCCUACCCUCUCUCCCCCUCCUACCUUCUUUCCUCUGGCACCCGGAAGCCCCCUCCUCCGCCCUCGCCUUCUCCCCCCUCGGGAUCAUCUCAGCCGUCCAUUUCAUCUGGACGGCUGGCGCUCUUGCACCCGGCAAUCCCACCGUUGCUGUGAUCGACGGCCAGGAUUUGAGGAUCUCGUCGCUGCUGCUGCAUGGGGGGAACGGGGGUGCAGGGGGAAGGGGGAGCGGGGGGGGCGGGGGGGGAAGGGGAGGACUCAUCCCCCCGCCGUACUGCCAUAGGGUGGAAGGAUUUCCGGCUGCUGUGGUGGCGGUGGCGGGUGCUGAGCUGGCAGGUGGUGACGUGGCAGGGUUUGAUUGGUGGGAGGAGAGCAGCGAUGUGGUUGGUGUGCAGAGUGGUACGGAGGGGUGUGGAGCAGUCCAAAAGGGUAAGAAGGGCGGAGUUGAGAUUGUGGGAGCGGUGCUUUCGAAUGGUGAUGUGGGGGUGGUGGUUAGACCAGAGGGGUCGUGGCUCUCCCCCACCCGCCUGGUGGGAGUCAUUGCUGUCCCUCAGAAUGAAGGGACUCUAGACCAGGCUGUAUCCGAGCAGGCUUUAUCUGGGCAGCCUGUAUCGGGGCAGACUUUCUCUGGGCAGGCUGUUUCGGGGCAGGCUUUAUCUGGGCAGGCUGGUUCGGUUGACUUUGCUGACCUGAUUGUAGAGCUCGAGUUGCGGCGAUUUAGUGGGGAUAGGGGAAAUGGCAGAGAGGGUGGCAGCAGCGAGAAUGUGAGUGGAGGAGAGGGAGGUUCUAGAGGGGGUGCGGAGGGGGAGGUGCAGAGAGCAGUGAUGAGUGUGGUGGGGGUGGUGGGGCUGAAACAGAAGGUAGUGGGUAUGGCCCGGGGCACUUGUGCUGCUGUGCACACUGUUUCUGCUCCGGCUGCUGCUGUGCAUACUGUUUCUGCUCCGAAUGCUGCUGUGCUGAAGGGAGGAAACGCAGUGGAAGAGAGGAAAGAGCAUCUGUAUUGGCAGCAGCAGCAGCAGCAGCAGCAGCAGCAGCAGCAGCAGCAGCAGGGGCAGCAGCAGCAUGCUGUUAAGAGUGGGGCAUCGGUUUUCCUCUCUCUCUCCGACGGUUCUCUCCUUCGCUACCUCUCCUCUUCCUCCUCCACCAUUCCCUCUGCCUCCCAUGCACCCUCUUCCCUUUCUCCCACUCCCUCGUCCCUCAUCCCGCCGUCAAAGGAGCUGGUGCUUCGGUUCCCCGAGCCAUGCCCUUGGAUUGCUGUGGUGGAGGCGAGGGCUCAAAUCCAGCCGUCGUCAUCAUUAAAAUCGACUGCAGAAUUAUCAAAAACAACAGCAGCAGCAGCAGCAGCACCUGUGGUGGUUCUAUUUGUGGGGCGAUCACAUAAAGGGCGUCUGUAUGUAGGUUCUGCCACUCUCCCUGGUAACCCAACAACUGGAGCGGUAACCAGGUUACCACAGGCACCCGAGGCCACGGCAGUGUGUGGCGACUGCUCAUCCUUCGUGCUCCACUACAUGGCAGUUCCCAAGGCCCCCGGAGUUCCCAAGGCUGAGUUAGCGCACCAAUCAGAUCCUAUCACGGCAAUACAGGCCUUAUCCCCAUGCCACGUCAUCACCCUAGUCUUCACUACAGUGUCGGGCGCUAUAGUCACACGGGACCUGCUUGCUUUGUCUCUAGAGGCGGGUUCUGGUUCCCAGGGAGCACCUGGAGGCGCAGGUGGUUCUUCAGGUGUUUUCUCAGGUGCUUCUGUUGCGCUCCCAGGUGCACUCCCAGGCAGGGUGUCGGAGGAGGGGACGAGGGCAGGAGUGGGCGGGCCGGCUGGCAGCAGAAAAGGACAAAAAGGGAAGGUGUCUUCAUCAUUGCUGUCUUGUCCUUUGUGGGAAGGGGGGGCGGUCCUGGUGGCAGGGCUUGGGCGGCUGAGAGUGGGAGGGGAUGAGAGAGUGGAGAGGGGGGGAGAGGACGAGGGGGAAGAGGGAGAGGAGGAGGAAGAGGAGGAGGAGGAUGGGGAGGGGGAGCCGGCAGUGGUUCUCCAGGCGACACGUGGCAGUCUGGAAUUGGUCUACCACCGGGCGCUCGUGCUCCGGGCGGCGGGGCUGCUGCUGAGUCAGCGCCGCUUCCGGGCGGCUGCUGAGCUGGCGCGCCGGCACAGGCUGGACCCAAACGUGCUUGUGGAUUUCGGCGGGUGGAGAUCAUUUGCUGGUUUGGGAGGGAGAACGACAUUCAGCGGGGAGCAGAGUGAAGCGGCCUUGAAUGGGGUGCAGGGGGGAGUGGUGGGCAGUAGUGGGGUGCAUGUGGGUUCUGGGACUAGUGGAGCGAGGGAGUUUCUGCGGCAGGUGGGAGAGCCGGGGCUACGGCACGUGAGUGAGGUGAUCUAUGGUCUGAGAGAGGAGGAUGUGGCAGCGAGAGGGGGAAUGUAUGGUGAGGUGCUGGCGGGGAUGAGAGGAGAGGUAGGAGAAGGGGGAGGGGAAGGGGGAGGAGGGGGUGGAGAGGGAGGAGGUGGAGAAGGGGAGGGGGUAAAAGGCAAGGUGACAGCUGUGUGCACGGCUCUCCGGGCGGCGCUAGAAGACGUGCUGCCGCCCGGCGCCGUCCGGGACACGUGUGUGCUGAGCACGUAUGCGUGCAGUGUGCCGCCCAGGCUGGAAGAAGCCCUGUUGCGCAUCAAAGCAAAGCGGAGCUCUGAUGAUCAAGUGGUUUUGUCUAAAGACAGGUCAAAAGAUGAGCAUGCGGGUCUGUCAAAAGAUGAGCGUGCGGGUCUGUCAAAAGAUGAGCGUGUGGAUGGGUCCAGGUCUGCACCCACUCGCCAACCUGCAGAUCAACCUGAACCCACUCGCCAACUUGCAGAUCAACCUGAACCCACUCGCCCCACCCCUCUCCUCGCCCUCUCAGUGGAAGCUUCCUUGAAGCAUCUCAUGUGGCUGACCACCCCAGACCACGUCUUUAACUCCGCAUUAGGCCUCUACGAUUUAAACCUCGCUGCGUUAGUAGCCGCCCACGCCCACUCCCAGAAAGACCCCAAGGAGUUCCUCCCGAACCUCCGAGGCUUGGCCGCCGAGCCUCCGCCGAUCCGGCGGCUCAGGAUCGAUGUGAGGCUCGGGAGGCUGGAAGGGGCGGUUGGCCAGCUGGUGGCCUCUGAUUCGCCGCUGAUGGUAGCUUCUGAUUCGCUGUUGGUAGGGAGAGGAGAGGAGGGGAAGGGAGAGGAGGAAAAGAAAGAGGAGCAAGUGAGGGAGCAGGGCAAGGGAGAGGGGAGUGAGGCAGCAGGGCAGGAGGCGAGGAGGCUAGUAGAGGAGGUUAUGGCAUUGCUGCGAGCACACCCUGAUAGACUGUUUCCUGUUGCUGCUGCUGCCACUGCCACAGCUAUCGCCUCUCACCCCUCCCUCUCAUCCUCCUCUUUGUCAGAUUCCUCUGCUGCUUCUCUCGCUGCUUCUUCCACACCUACCAUUGCUUCGGUCCGAACCUCCAUUCUCAACCAAUGGGCAGAGCACCUCUUUUCCCGAGCCUCCGAGGCCUCGCUUCCCGAAGCUGCGCUUCUCUUUACCGGAGCUAACAACCUGCCUCGUGCGCUCCAGGCCUACCGCCAGGCUGGGCAGUGGCGCAAGGCGCUUACCACUGCAGCCAGGCUCGGUCUCCCCGAACCUGAGGUUCGGAAACUCGCACAGGAGCUUCGGGAAGAGCUUGUCGAGGUUGGGAGGAGGGCGGAAGCCGGGCGGCUGGCGAUUGAGUACGAGGGGGAUUCGGGCGGCGGAAUUCGUCUUUUAGUGGAGGCGCAUUGUUGGGAGCAGGCAGCGGAGGAGGCGGGGAGGAGUGGACAGGUGUCGCUUCUUGAUUCGCUGAUCGUUCCAGCAUCAGUGGAAGCAGCAAGGGGCAUGCUAACAGACAUGGAUGAAACACAGGGGAAAAUAACAGCCUAUGUUCGCCGGUUCGGUGCAGUUCGGUGCAAACGGGUGCAGAUGGAGGAGAAGCUCAAGGCCGAGAGGUUGGAGAGGGAGGAGGUGGAGAGGAGGAGGAGGGAGGAGUAUGGGGAGGCGUAUGGGGGAGGGGGGAUGGGGAUGGAUGAGGCUUCAGAAACUGCAUCUAUGGCAUCGAGUGAUGUGGGGAGCAUGGCUAGCGGCGUUACUGGCUUGAGUGCCUACACUGCAGGCUCUUCGUCUCGUGUGAGCACGGCCAGUGGAUGGACCGCCACGAGCAAGAAGACGGGUGGUAGGGCGGCCAGGAGAAAACAACAGAAGGCUGACAAGGGGAGGCGGAUUCGAGCUGGCAGGUCAGAUGAAGGGUCGUGCUUGGGGAAGGGAACGGGGGGUUCUGGGGUGGGCAAGUGUGCUACUCAAGCACUUUUGGGUCCUGACGAGGAGCAAGCACUGGUCGAGCAUGUUUGCACCUUCGGCCCUCCUGACGAGGAGCAAGCAUUGGUCGAGCACAUUCGCAUGCUCGGCCCCUCCUCCCAAACCUUGGAGGAGGUUCGGCAGCUGCUGGAGCUGCUGACAGGCUCGGGGCACGAGCCUUUGGCUCGGAGGCUUCAGGCGCGGGUGGGGGCUAUAAUCGCCACUCAUACGGCAGCUGUUGCGGAGGUGGAAGCAGCUCUUAAAGAGGAUAGACUGAAGGCAGCGGUAGAAUCUGAGGGGGUUUUACAUUCCAAUGCUGCUGGAGAUGCUGCAGCAGAAGCGGGUUUGGCUUCUUCUACAAAGAAAGACGUGAAAUGGAAGUGGGAGGUCCUAGAAGGCAUUUAA